Enhydra lutris kenyoni (northern sea otter) is the source of this 939-nucleotide messenger RNA. Its product is annotated as hippocalcin like 4. NCBI's taxonomy places the organism in Eukaryota, Metazoa, Chordata, Mammalia, Carnivora, Mustelidae. The record is from RefSeq and is a predicted model, not a curated record. Gene Ontology annotation, molecular function: calcium ion binding. The coding region runs from base 1 to 744 and encodes 247 amino acids. The transcript has 4 exons.
AUGCAAAUCCUGUCGCCUCCGAGAGACAGAGUGAUACAAGAGCUGGGAGGCGGCUCCGGUGCGGACCUCGGAGAGCCCGGCCGCCAGUCCGCGAGCCAGUCUCGGUCCCCGCGGCCCGCCGAGGCUCAGAGCCAUCCUGCGACCCGGCGAGCGGCCUCAGGCCCUGCCAUGGGGAAGACCAACAGCAAGCUGGCCCCGGAGGUGCUGGAGGACCUGGUUCAGAACACCGAGUUCAGCGAACAGGAGCUGAAGCAGUGGUACAAGGGCUUCCUGAAGGACUGCCCCAGCGGCAUCCUCAACCUGGAGGAAUUCCAGCAGCUGUACAUCAAGUUCUUUCCCUACGGCGACGCCUCCAAGUUUGCGCAGCACGCUUUCCGCACCUUCGACAAGAACGGCGACGGCACCAUCGACUUCCGGGAGUUCAUCUGUGCCCUUUCGGUCACCUCUCGCGGCAGCUUCGAGCAGAAACUCAACUGGGCCUUUGAGAUGUACGACCUAGACGGCGACGGGCGCAUCACGCGCCUGGAGAUGCUGGAGAUCAUCGAGGCUAUCUACAAGAUGGUGGGUACUGUGAUCAUGAUGCGCAUGAACCAGGAUGGGCUCACACCCCAGCAGCGUGUGGACAAGAUCUUCAAGAAGAUGGACCAGGAUAAGGACGACCAGAUCACACUGGAGGAGUUCAAGGAGGCGGCCAAGAGUGACCCGUCCAUUGUGCUGCUGCUGCAGUGUGACAUGCAGAAGUAGAGGCUGGUGAGGGGCAGGGCCCCUGGCCAGGAGGGGCGUGGCCACCUCCCAACCUGAUGACCUCUCAGGUGGAGGGGUACUCUAGCCUCACUCUCUGGCCCACCCACUCCUCUGCCCAAGCCCUUGCUCCCCUCAGUUGAGAUCCUGGAGGGACCACCUCACCCUGGAAAAGAGACAGAUCCUCAGGUAUUCUGU